CGCUCGUAGUUUCAUAAUUACGGCUGAUCCCGCUUUCGGUGUGUUGAUCAUACACUUACCUACUCAAAUGCAAUACCUUAGCACUAUUUUCAGUGUUCGUUCGGAACCUCGUUCGAUUGCUCUGUCGAAUAGUCGCGCUGUUUUUCUUUUUGUUCGAAUUAAAAUUACGGAAUUGCUGCCUCGGUAGAUGAAGGCAAUUAUUCACGGGUUAUUAGUUCGAGGUCACUAGCCGCCGUUCUUGUGGUUGUUGUUGUUGGCGCCUGUUUCUUUUUUAUUCUGGUACAUGUGCUUGUUUGUGAUUGGUGUCUACAAAGUAAUUAGUGUGCGUUGCUAGACGUCAUCCCAUCGAUUACAAGCUACCGGAUCGUGUUGCACUUUUUUAACCGUACGUGUGCUGUUUGAGAUCGCUCCACUCAAUAAAAUAAAAAAAAACGAAAUCCCCAUAGGAGCUAGCAAACUUCGAACUCCCUUUUGACGGUUAGGAAAACUUUCCGGUGUCAUGUGGUGGAGAUUCAUCGUGGACAUCACAAAUGAGUACAAAAUUCUUCGCGGAAUGCUCUCCUAUUCUGCACUCUGGCCACUGGGAUGCAUUUUGCAGCAAACAUUCGAGGGCAGACGAUGGAACAAUUAUGACUGGCAAAGAUGUCUCAGGUACAGUCUGUAUGGCACGUUCGUAUCCGCCCCGAUGCUUUACACUUGGAUGCGCACGGCCAAUAUAAUGUGGCCCCGGACUGACUUCCGGUCAUCGCUGGCAAAAGCCUUCACCGAACAAGCAGCUUUUGACCCUUUUGCAAUCGUGUUCUUUUUCUACGGGAUGUCCAUCCUGGAGCGCAAACCUCAGCAGCAGGCUGCCGAAGAGGUUCGCAGCAAGUUCUGGGACACCUACAAGGUCGGCUUCUUCUACUGGCCCGUCGUACAGACGGUCAACUUUUCGAUGAUUCCACCGAAGAAUCAAAUCAUUGCAGCCGGGUUUUUCAGCUUGAUUUGGACCACUUUUCUGGCGUACGUUAAAAGCAGCAGCCCCGAGCAGAUUUCGGUGGAGCACGCCGAGAAGGAGAGGAGCGGCACCAAACGGUUGACGGGUUGAAGGCAGAAUCUGUGAUUAGUCGUAUUUUAGAGUCAUUGUUCUAGUCAACGUUAGGUUUGUUCCUGUACCGGGAGGAACUGAAAGCGCUUCCAAGGGAAUAGGGAGAAAAUUGUCCCGGAAUAAGCUACUUCUCUAUGUCAUUUUUCUGUUACAAACUGUGUUUUCCCGGACGAUGUUUUUGCUCUCCGCUAUUUCCAAGAAUCUGGCAGCAAGUGUCGAGUGCUGGAACAAACCUGUUGUAAAAAGUGUCAAUAGAAUAGAUAGGGAAAUUAAUGCAAAUAAAUGAAUUUAAAACAAGAAACAUCCAUGACCAUGUCUACGUUGUUUUUUAGCUAUAAACUGGAUUCAUUCGAAAUACCAGCGAUAAUUGAGAGCAAAACAAUUUCAAAAUAAGUUUUACACCUGUUGGCAAUCCUAAUU
Messenger RNA from Topomyia yanbarensis, 1507 nucleotides. Its product is annotated as mpv17-like protein. The coding region runs from base 500 to 1087 and encodes 195 amino acids. Gene Ontology annotation, cellular component: cytoplasm; membrane. The record is from RefSeq and is a predicted model, not a curated record. NCBI's taxonomy places the organism in Eukaryota, Metazoa, Arthropoda, Insecta, Diptera, Culicidae. The transcript is spliced from 6 exons.